Setaria italica (foxtail millet) is the source of this 2396-nucleotide messenger RNA. RefSeq names its product wall-associated receptor kinase 2. The record is from RefSeq and is a predicted model, not a curated record. Gene Ontology annotation, cellular component: plasma membrane. The transcript is spliced from 4 exons. Bases 61 to 2214 code for a protein of 717 amino acids. Gene Ontology annotation, molecular function: protein serine/threonine kinase activity; calcium ion binding; ATP binding. Gene Ontology annotation, biological process: cell surface receptor signaling pathway; protein phosphorylation. NCBI's taxonomy places the organism in Eukaryota, Viridiplantae, Streptophyta, Magnoliopsida, Poales, Poaceae.
UACAGCAUCUUCACACUGUCUAGUUGUUAGCAUCUAAGCGCCGAUAAUCCAGCAGCAGCCAUGGCACCUCUUCGAAUUCUACUGUGGCAUCUCCUUGUUCCUGCCCUAGUAACCUCCCAUCUUGUUGCCGCUGCAUCCAACCCCUCGACGCCGGGACCAGACUGCCCUAGUAAGUGCGGCAACAUAGAUAUUCCCCAUCCUUUUGGCAUCGGCAAGGGCUGCGGCCGGCCGGGCUUUAGUCCGUACAGUCUCACUUGCGACAAUAGCUAUAGUCCUCCGAGACUAUACAUGGGUGAGGCCGAGGUCAUCAGCAUCUCGACGGAGACCGGCGAGAUACGCGUCGUCACCUGGCCUUCGUACAUGUGCUACAACUUGAACUCGUCAAGCAUCUUCACUUCCUACGCGGGGCCGUUGUGGGACCUUGAGAAUCCGUUCGUGAUCUCGUCGAGGAGCAACGAGUUCACGGCCAUCGGGUGCAACACGGUGGCCAUCCUGGAGAGCAAGAGCUACUACACCGGCUGCGUCACCUACUGCGAGAGCAUAGAGGGCGCGGCUACCAACGGCUCCCAGUGCACGGGGCUCGGCUGCUGCCAGACGCCCAUCUCGGGAAACCUCACCACGAUAAAGAAUUACUGGAACAACAACAGCAACGGCACCUACGACAAUCCUGCGUCGACGUACAGCCCCUGCAGCUUCGCCUUCGUGGCUGAGAAAGGCUGGUAUCACUUCAACCGACAAGACCUUAUUUACGAGGGAUAUGAUAAUUCAUAUGUCAACAGAGUUUUAGAAGCUAGAACUAUGCCGCUGGUAUUUGACUGGGCCAUCCGGGAUGACGGGUCUUGCCGGCCCCCACCCAACAAUGGGGAGGCGUCGGCUAAGCCCACAGCUCCCGCUUGCGUCAGCAGAAACAGCUUCUGUAUCAAUGCCACACAGGGGUCUGGGUACCUCUGUAAUUGCUCUAAGGGAUACAUGGGCAAUCCCUACGUCACCGGUGACAAAGGAUGCACAAAUAUUAAUGAGUGCGAUAUUCAGAAAUCAAAUCCUGAGAAGUAUCCUUGUUAUAGUGGUAGCACAUGCCAUGAUACAGAGGGUGGUUACAAGUGCAAAUGCAAAUUUGGUCUAAAAGGAGAUGGUAGACGUGAGAAUGGAUGCCAGCCCAUAUUUCCAGUAUGGGCAAUAUCAAUAUUAGUAAUAAUUGUUGUGGCCGUCGUAGCAACUUUCGCAAUUUUUGAGGUAAAGAGGCGAAAGCACAGGAGGUUUUUCGACAGAAACGGCGGUGACAUACUCAAGAGCAUGGGCAUUAACAUCUUCACGGAGGGUCAGCUGAAGAAAAUCACAAACGGCUACAAAAAAUCUAUUGGAGAAGGUGCCUUUGGCAAGGUCUAUAUAGGGAUGACAGAUGACUCCCAACAGGUCGCUGUUAAGUGCUCCACUGCGAAAGGCGAUGUUCUUCCACAGGAGGAGUUCGUUAACGAGAUCACCUUCCAGUUCCGCAUCAGCCAUACUAACCUUGUCCGCCUCGUCGGGUGCUGCCUCGAGACAGAUGUUCCCAUGCUUGUCUUCGAGUUUGUCCCCAGAGGCAGCCUACACAGCGUCCUCCAUGGCGCCGGCAAGACGCUCCCUAUGCCCUUGCCAGUGCGCCUGGACAUUGCCAUUGGCUCAGCGGAAGCUCUUGCCUACAUGCACUCACACGGUGGCCACAACCACGUCCAUGGCGAUAUCAAGUCCGGCAACAUCCUCCUCGACGACAAUCUCACACCCAAGGUCUCUGAUUUCGGGUCGGCGAAGCUCGUGUCCGUCGCCAGCAGGUACUCCAAGUGGUGUGUGUCCGGGGACAUGAGCUACAUAGACCCAAUAUACAUAAAGUCCGGCCGCUUCACGGAGAAGAGUGAUGUCUACAGCUUUGGUGUGGUGCUCUUGGAGCUCGUCACCAGGAAGCCGGCCAAGUACGGGGACAAUAGCCUCUACAUAGACUUCAUCAGGUCCUUCAAGGAGGAGGGCAAUGGAAGGAAGUUGUACGACGAAGAGAUCUUGUCUGGUGUUGAUGAUGCCCGAUCACAUCAUCACAUGGAAUGCCUUGACAGGAUCAGUAGGCUCGCGGUCCGAUGCCUCAAGGAGGACGUGGAUGAGAGACCGACCAUGGCUGAGGUGGUUGAGGAGCUUAAGGAAGUGAAGGCAAUAUCCAGCGGAGGCUCAAGUUCUGUUGCAAGCUAAUUAAGCAUGCAUGGAGCAUAUGGUCUCAACACUCAAGGCAGCAACUACUUCAUAGCAAGAGUUCAGCUUAGUCUAUCCCUGUGUAUAUUCACUGUUACCAUUGUUGAGUUGAUUGUACUAUAAAUUGUGCAUGUAGUGUGGUACUCUCUCUUGUGUCGGUGUUAAGCUGCUUAUAUUCUAUA